GACACCCACGCACACUCGGCGCACGAUAGCACGUAAGCAUUCCCAGGGCGAUCCCCCACCCCUCUCUCUCUCUCUCUAAAACCCUCCCUAAACCCCACUUCUACUCCCAAAAGCCCAGUAAGCGAUGUCGAGGCCGCUGAAGCUGAUAAAGGCCAAUGCAUCCAACCCCAAGCUCUGGAUCGUGGUGGGGAUCGGCGUGGCGGGGGUCCUGAUCGUGGCGGGGACGCGGAGGCGGAGGCGGCGAUCGAAGGUUGUCGAAAGGAAGGAUUUCGGUGCUUUUGUGGAGAGAUUCGUCGUUCUCCCUUUCCCUCAGCCCCCACCUCCUGCCGCUACGCACCUUCUUGCUGGCCUCACCUUCGCCAUCAAGGACAUAUUUGAUUUGAAGGGUUAUGUGACUGGUUUUGGGAAUCGGGAUUGGGAGAGAGCGCACGAAUCUUCUGGGAAGACGGCGGUGGCGGUGACUGCUCUGUUGAAGAAUGGGGCUACUUGUGCUGGCAAGACUGUUAUGGAUGAAUUUGCUUUUGGAAUAACUGGGGAGAACAUGCAUUAUGGGACCCCUACCAAUCCACAAAUGCCAUCAUGUAUUCCAGGAGGUUCUUCUAGUGGUUCCGCUGUAGCUGUUGCAGCUGAACUUGUCGACUUUUCUCUUGGUACUGAUACGAUUGGAUGUGUGAGAAUUCCAGCAUCAUUUUGUGGUAUCCUUGGAUUUCGUCCAUCUCAUGGGGCUAUAUCAACAAUUGGAGUUCUGCCAAAUUCACAAAGUUUAGACACUGUUGGAUGGUUUGCUCGUGAUCCAUCUAUUCUACAUCGCGUUGGACAUGUUUUACUUCAACUGAAUUCAGUGGGGCCUAGAAGGGCAAGACGGCUUCUUUUUGCUGGUGACCUGUUUCAGUUUUCUAAGGUUCCCACACAAAAGACAUUAUAUGUUGUUAGCAAAGCAAUUGAAAAUCUUUCUGGGUACCAGCCGCCGAAGCACAUGAAUUUUGGUCAGUAUAUCGCUUUAAAUGUACCCAGUUUAAAAGGGUUUCGAGAACCAUCAACAAACUUGCAAAACGGGACAUCUACUUUAAAAGCUCUCUCUUCUGUAAUGGUUUCAUUACAAAGAUAUGAAUUCAAAUCAAAUCAUGAAGAAUGGGUAAAAUCAGUCAAGCCCAAGUUAGGACCUGAUGUGUCUGAUCGUAUUCUUGAAGCAAUUAAUACGUCAUAUGAGAACAUGAAAACUUUGUAUAAGGUCAGGACUGAGAUGCGGGCCGCGCUUCAAAAUCUAUUGAAGGAUGAUGGUAUAUUAGUAGUUCCCACAGUGGCUGAUCCUCCAUUAAAACUCAAUGUGAAGAAACAACUUUCUGCUGAGUUCCAUGAUCGUGCAUUCGCGCUAUCAAGCAUCGCUAGCAUGUCUGGGUGCUGUCAGGUUGCCAUUCCAUUAGGAAAGCACAAUGAUUGUCCAAUCUCUGUUUCAUUUAUCACUUUCCAUGGUGCUGAUAAAUUUCUUCUUGAUACGGUCUUGGAUAUGUAUUCAUCCCUCCAAGAGCAAGCCAGCAAUGCAUCUAAUUUGGUGCCGUUGCCAGAUACCAAUGGUAACAUAGAUGCUUCUCAACUCUUGAAAGAAAAGUUUAAGGGAAGGCAGUGGAAUAAGGCUGUCAAUUACUACACUGAAGCUAUCAAAUUGAAUGCAACAAAUGCGACUUACUAUUGCAACCGUGCAGCUGCUUAUUUAGAGUUGGGAUGUUUUCAACAAGCUGAAGAGGAUUGCAGUCAGGCAAUAGUACUUGAUAAGAAGAAUGUUAAGGCAUAUCUGAGGCGUGGAACAGCUAGAGAAUCUCUUCUCCGUUAUAAAGAGGCUGCUGAAGAUUUCAAGCAUGCUCUUGUACUUGAACCGCAGAAUAAAGUUGCUAGUCUUGCUGAAAAAAGACUUAGAAAGCUGAUGAGUUGACACAUGCUCACUUGUCUCUCUCCCUGUCGCCCCCCUCUCCCCUUCCCUUCCCCCUAAGCAUAAAGAAAACAAAAACAAAGAAAGGACACUUUGGGAAUGUUGAAUUCUGCGAAUAUAGACUACCCCUCUUCUGUACCCAAACUUAAAAAGAGUAGGAGAAAAGAAUAUCAAAAGGCAGAAAAAGAUGUGAGGCUCUGAUUGCGGCUGCUGCAAUUUUUGUUUGUUCUUAAUUCUGUGCAAUUGUAAGUAAAUGUUUUUUAUCUGAACUUUCAUUGAGAAACAUCAAUAUAAUGUUGUCUACCAAUGCCAUUUUUUUUU
This is a messenger RNA of Corylus avellana, 2248 nucleotides long. The record is from RefSeq and is a predicted model, not a curated record. Lineage: Eukaryota; Viridiplantae; Streptophyta; Magnoliopsida; Fagales; Betulaceae.